Messenger RNA from Histoplasma mississippiense, 2715 nucleotides. RefSeq lists its product as hypothetical. Gene Ontology annotation, molecular function: protein serine/threonine kinase activity; ATP binding. The record is from RefSeq and is a predicted model, not a curated record. Gene Ontology annotation, cellular component: cytoplasm. Bases 1 to 2715 code for a protein of 904 amino acids. NCBI's taxonomy places the organism in Eukaryota, Fungi, Ascomycota, Eurotiomycetes, Onygenales, Ajellomycetaceae. The transcript has 5 exons. Gene Ontology annotation, biological process: intracellular signal transduction; regulation of MAPK cascade; protein phosphorylation.
AUGGAUCAAGCAAACCCCCCGCCCAAACAACAACGACGUCCUUCCACCAAACUUCACAAACAUCCUCAUCAACUCUCUUCAAGCUCCUGGUCGCUCAGAAAACAGCCAAGUGUUACUUCUCUUCGAAGACACCCUUCCGCCCCCGUGUAUCCCCGCUCCCACGCUGGUUCUAGCUCUGAACACCUUCGAACCAGAUCCAACGUCUUUGGUUCCUCCUCAUCCUCUCUCGAUCGGAACAGCGCCCGCCAUUCGCCAGCCCUCAACACAGCUAUUACGAGCGAUAUUGGCGCCUCCGCGUCCAACAUUUCUGUUCAAUCCCGCCUUCAAUAUAGCCAUCGGCAUUCUUUUACUGAUCGAAGUUCCGAUGAUUUAAUCGGGAGUCCUUUCGACGCGCGGACUAUGCUCAACGCCCUCGAUUCAUCCAAGCCAGGCGACCAGCCUCAGUCUGCAAGCCGUCCCCCUCUCCUACACUCUUACCACACUAGUCCCGACCCUGGUUCUUUAAAUCCCUCGCUGGGGCAGUCCACGAGCUUCACACCACUCCCGCAAUCUAUGGACCCCUCCUCUACCUCUCCUACUGAGGAUGGCGGAACCAUUUCAUCCUCAAAUCGAUAUUCUGAUGAGAGCGGAGGUGGAAAUGGUGGCGUCGGUAGAAUCGGUUUGAGUAGGCGGAAGACAGGGUUUUCCAAUUUUAUGAAUAGCAUGCUGGGCUCUCCUCGAAACAUCAAAAUCUCGGCCCCGGAGAACCCCGUUCACGUCACACAUGUCGGGUAUGAUAAUGAGACCGGUCAAUUUACGGGCUUGCCGAAGGACUGGCAGCGUAUGCUCCAAGAAAGCGGCAUUUCAAGGAAGGAGCAAGAGCAACAUCCACAAACCAUGGUGGAUAUCAUGAAGUUUUACGAGAAAAACGCUGGUGGUCGGGAUGAAGAUGACGUUUGGCAUAAAUUUGACCAUGCCGUGGCCCACGAACAUAACGAGAUUGGGCCUGGUUCAAAAAGUGCAUCUGGUGCGCUGAGCCCCGGCCCAUAUACACAGCUCCACGCCAUAAACUCUCCGCCGAUCAGCCCCAGAUUCCCACAAAACCACGAAGGGAGCUUCGAAAAUCCCAGGGCACCACCGCCAAUUCCACGCUCCUCAUCCAGCGCGAAACCUCUACCCCCUAACAAAACAAACUCUCUGUCUAGUAGAGUACCAAACCGCGCUGCUCCAAAACCUCCAGGCGUUCCAACUAAUAAUUUGAUUCCUGUUCGACCUGCCCCGCUGCCUCCAGUUUCAAAGGAGCCCAACAGUGGUUCCAAUCGGCCGGCACAUGAGCUGCCUGCACAGUCCUUUGCGGCGCGCCCAACUGCGGAAUCUGGCCAGUUGCCUCUUGAAACGCAUCCUAGUCCAUCUAAUCUGAAUGCCAAUGACGCAAGUUUCGAAGGAAACGCCCUGGCACAAGCAACGGCUCCCACUCAAUAUCAACAGCUCCAGGAGCAAGCCACUACUGUUGCUCAACAUGCCGUAUCCCAUAAACAGCUUGAACGAUCAAGAAGUCAACGCCAACAGCAAGGGCUACAGUCUCAGCCACAACCGCCACGCAUGCACCUGCAACAUGUCCCUCCUUCCGUACAACAGCAGCAGCAACAGCAAGAAACAACUGGGCUAACAGAUUCGGCACCUCCAUGGCCCGAACGCCAGCAAUUCAUCCCACCCACUACCCACCAGCAGUUCUCGCAAAAAGCACCUGUUAUACAGCAGGCACCACACCAACAAGGUCACCUUGGUCCAUCUCCCCGGCCGCGCCAACGACCACGCCAGAGCAACGGGCUUGACAUCAGGGCCCGGCUAAAUGCAAUUUGCUCGAGCGGCGACCCCACCCGCAAGUAUAGGAAUUUAAAUAAAAUUGGACAGGGUGCAUCCGGCGGCGUGUAUACCGCUUAUGAGAAUGGGACCAACAAAUGUGUCGCGAUCAAACAAAUGAACCUUGAACUCCAGCCCAAGAAAGACCUGAUCAUCAAUGAGAUUCUUGUAAUGAAGGACAGUAAGCACAAAAAUGUCGUGAAUUUCAUGGACAGCUAUCUGCAUGGCGGGGACCUCUGGGUUAUAAUGGAAUAUAUGGAAGGGGGAAGUUUAACAGAUGUUGUUACCUUCAACAUUAUGACAGAAGGCCAAAUUGCGGCAGUGUGUAGAGAGACCCUCAAUGGGUUACAACAUCUCCAUUCGAAAGGUGUUAUCCAUCGAGAUAUUAAGUCCGAUAACAUCCUUCUCUCCCUGGAUGGCAAUAUCAAACUCACCGACUUCGGUUUUUGUGCUCAAAUUAAUGACUCUCAAAAUAAACGCAAUACAAUGGUUGGAACUCCGUAUUGGAUGGCUCCUGAAGUUGUUACGCGCAAAGAAUACGGGCGAAAAGUUGAUAUCUGGAGCUUAGGUAUUAUGGCAAUUGAAAUGAUAGAGGGGGAGCCCCCUUAUCUCACUGAAUCACCGCUGCGUGCUCUCUAUCUGAUUGCGACAAAUGGCACCCCAACAAUUAAAGAUGAACAAAAUCUGUCACCUGUUUUCCGAGAAUUUUUGCAUUUUGCCUUGAGGGUUGAUCCAGAGAAAAGGGCCUCUGCCCAUGAUUUACUCAAGCACAAUUUCAUGUCCCUAUGCGAACCUCUUCCGAGUCUUGCGCCUCUUGUUAGAGCAGCCCGGAUAAGCAGGGCUCAAGAGAAGGCCCAGAAAGGAAGUGGCUAG